Molecule: messenger RNA, 795 nt
Organism: Mesorhabditis belari
Lineage: Eukaryota; Metazoa; Nematoda; Chromadorea; Rhabditida; Rhabditidae
Source: the annotation of a GenBank genome assembly
AUGAUCUUCAUUGUGGCCGCAUUGCUAAUCUAUGGGCUUGUGCCGGAAGUGGCAGCGGCAUCAACAAGUGCCCCUUGUCCGGCCCCUGUCGGCGGGAAAAUCCCAGUCAAGUGUGGGACUUGUUUCUCGAGGAUCAUCGCCCAGAUUAACAAGACAACCGUUCUUGAUCCAAAAGUGAUGUACGGAUUUGCUAACUUCAUUGGGGUCUAUGUAGAGCAAUGGAUCAAGAAUCGUACCACAGCCGGUAACAAUGCUGUGCCAACGAUGUGCGAAAUUGGAAAUGCCAUCAAGGACUACGUAUCCAGCCACUUAAACGAGUUGAUCGCUUGCGUUGGUCAAUACAAUCAGGCAACAGCGGGCACUGUGGCCUCGGAUGCCGCUCAGAUCAUGCUUGUAAUGAACAAUUACAAUCUCGACGAGAUAGCUAACGGUGCUACAUGUGGAGCGAUGUCUUGUCUACAAGCUGCUUAUAAUAAUGGGCUUGUACCCAUCUACAAGGCAUGGAUCUCUAAUAAGGCCAACUAUACAACUAUUCAAAAUCAAGUUUGCGUGCUUUGUGUCAAUUAUGUGUCAACGGCGACCGUUGGAAAAUGCUUUGAGAACAUCAAAGCAAGAACAAGAGUCGCAGUGUUGACGAAUCUUUACGAUAAGUAUGUGCCCCACUACUUUGGAUUGUACCAACACUACAGAGAUGUUUCGACGGUUGCCUGCAUGACCAAAUCGCUCCAAUGCGGCUGCAACAUAACCGUCAACGCCACCCAAGCGAAUCAAGCUGCUAGCGCAGUUGCUUCAGGC